GACGAGGGGGGGAUGCAGCAGCUGCAGCCGAAGCAGAUGCACUGGGUGCGGGCCGACUCCUCCGACUUCGGGGGCGACCGCCCCGCCCCACGCAGCGGGCACACGGCGGUUAGCAUCGGCAAGUCCAAGGUGGUCGUCUUCGGCGGAUUCGCCGACAAGCGCUUCCUCGCUGACGUCUCCGUCUACGACGUUGAGAAUAAGCUAUGGUACACACCUGAGUGCACUGGUAAUGGAUCGGACGGGCAGGCAAGCCCGAGCCCAAGGGCGUUUCACAUAGCUGUCGUGAUUGACUGUAACAUGUUCAUCUUCGGUGGCCGUUCAGGGGGCAAGAGGUUAGGUGAUUUCUGGAUGCUAGACACUGACAUAUGGCAAUGGUCGGAGCUGACUGGCUUUGGUGAUUUGCCGUCACCACGGGAGUUUGCUGCUGCUUCAGCUAUAGGAAACAGAAAAAUUGUUAUGUAUGGUGGUUGGGAUGGCAAGAAGUGGCUGUCAGAUGUAUAUAUCAUGGACACAAUGUCACUCGAGUGGACAGAAUUAGCGGUUACUGGAUCUGUGCCACCUCCAAGAUGUGGGCAUUCUGCAACCAUGAUCGAGAAGAGACUGCUUAUAUUUGGAGGCAGAGGUGGAGCAGGACCGAUAAUGGGUGAUUUAUGGGCUUUGAAGGGUAUUACUGAAGAAGAUAAUGAGACACCAGGUUGGACACAACUGAAGCUUCCAGGGCAAUCUCCCUCUCCACGAUGUGGUCAUUCAGUAGCAUCUGGUGGACCUUAUCUCUUGCUAUUUGGAGGACACGGAACUGGUGGUUGGCUAAGUAGAUAUGAUGUGUACUACAAUGAAUGCAUUAUUUUAGACAGGGUCUCUGUUCAGUGGAAGCGUCUACCAACAAGCAACGAACCACCCCCUCCUCGGGCAUAUCACUCCAUGACUUCCAUAGGGUCUCGAUUUCUUUUAUUUGGUGGCUUUGAUGGAAAGAAUACGUUUGGCGAUUUGUGGUGGCUUGUUCCUGAAGAUGAUCCUAUUGCGGAACGAGAUUUAGCUCCUAACAGCGAUUCAAACAGCAAACCUAGCACUAUGACUGGUGAUGCCCAGCAAUCCAAGUUAAAGGAGCUGCAAGUUGAUGAGUCUCCAAUAAUUGAACUGGCCAAACGACUGGGAAUUCCACUUUCUGAGGAAGUUUCAGCAAGUUUUGUUGACGAAAUCAAUGAUAAAGAACUUGUGGAAUUGUCCUCUAGGCUUGCUGGUCAAUUGCUUCCAGCUAGUGACCAGGUUGCAUCAAUUCAGGUACUUCGUGAUCAUUGGAAAAGUUCUCCGGCAAGCUCACUACAACUGCAGGAACUAGGCCCUUUGCUGAGGGAUUAUCAACGCCUCAUCCUCCGACGCUAUUCGGGAAAUCCAUUUACAGUUUUUCGUGAAAUGGAAGCUCACCGGUUUUUCCAUUUGAAAAGUGUUUCUCAGUUGCGCAUGGAUGACAUUCCCAUCUUGUUGAGUGAGUAUGGAAGGCUGCUUUUGACAUGAGAUGGCAUCUUGCAAGUUGUGCCUCUUUGCUUGGUUUUACCAGGAAAUUUGGAACUUAAGAAGGCAGCAAGGGAAGCAGCUUAUGUGCCAUCUUACUCUGAUUGUUGGGUAGCAUGGGCACAACACAGUGAUGGCCGAUGUACCAAACCUUUUCUCUCAAAGAUAGGCUGAAGAACAUUCGUAGAAUUGUGCAUCAUGAACACGUUUAGGACCUAUCAUUUCUGAACUAAAAUUGAAGCGACAACUCCUGGGAUCGAGAAGUUGACAGGAAGACACUUCGCGCUUGUUCUCUACUCCUUUGAUCCCUGCUUUCACCUCCCUGUAGCGCGCCAUUUCUUCCCAUUUUAGAUAAUUGUAUGUUCUGCGUGGGUUGGCUGUACAAAUAUACACAACUGUCCCAUGCAUCCAUGCAUGAUACAUCGUUCAAGAAAAGUACAAUUGGGGAAUGUCGGCAGUAACACAUCUCCAUUCCUAA
Messenger RNA from Phragmites australis (common reed), 1990 nucleotides. Its product is annotated as protein GLUTELIN PRECURSOR ACCUMULATION 3. The transcript is spliced from 18 exons. Gene Ontology annotation, molecular function: protein binding. NCBI's taxonomy places the organism in Eukaryota, Viridiplantae, Streptophyta, Magnoliopsida, Poales, Poaceae. The record is from RefSeq and is a predicted model, not a curated record. The coding region runs from base 13 to 1515 and encodes 500 amino acids.